AUGGCAACCGUGCGCCCUUUUGCUAUUACACCUUUCUGUGACUCCGUGGUGAAGGCAGGCAUGUAUCGAACGCCACUAACAACAGCGUGGGAUGUUCUAGGAACGGGACAGGAUGAUCUCUGGUCAAAUAUUUACUACUUCUAUGAACUUACUCCGCCUGGACAGAAGGUACCAAAGUUACCUCGUGCCUCUCCUGGCCAUGCAGUCGCUGCUGCUCUGGACCCAGGAGUGCUGCGAGCCCCUGCCAGACUGCAGGCAGCUGCCUGCCGUGCAGCAUCCCUGCCUGCCUCCGGCCAUCUCCAGCACAAGCUGGCUGGGGGAGAGGAGGAUAUCAUCUUCCGGAAGAUCAGUGAUGUCAAGAAGGAAGAAGAGGAGCGCCUGCGCCAGAAGAAUGAGGUGACGCUGAGCAUCCCUGUGGACCACCCCGUCCGGAAACUCUUCCAGAAAUUCAAACAGCAAAAGGAGAUGCGUAAUCAAGGCUCAACCCACAUCGACCCGGAAAGGAACCAGCUUCAGGUGGAAAGCCGGAGCGUGCAGAAUGGGGCCUCCAUCACAGGCACCAGCGUGGUCACCGUGUCUCAGAUCACCCCCAUCCAGACAUCCCUGGCUUACAUGAAAACCAGUGAAGCUGUGAAGCAGAACAACAGGGAUGCAAUGGAGCUUAAACCAAAUGGAAACGGAGACCAAAAAUGUCUGAAAGUAAACAGUCCCAUGCGGAUGAAAAAUGGGAACGGGAAAGGGUGGCUUCGACUGAAGAACACGAUGGGGACCCACGAGGAGAAGAAGGAGGACUGGAACAACGUCACAAAGGCUGAGUCGAUGGGGUUGCUGUCCGACGACCCCAAGUGCAAUGACCCAGAGAAUGGUGUAAAUAAAAACCCACUGAGGAAAACAGACUCCUGUGACAGUGGAAUAACAAAAAGUGACCUUCGCUUGGAUAAAGCUGGUGAGACUCGCAGCCCGCUGGAGCACAGCCCCAUUCAGGCUGAUGGUAGGCAUCCUUUCUACCCCAUUCCUGAGCAGGCCUUACAAACCACGCUGCAGGAAGUCAAGCACGAACUCAAAGAAGAUAUCCAGCUGCUAAGCAGUAGGAUGGCUGCCCUUGAGAAGCAGGUGGCAGAAAUUUUAAAAAUAUUGUCUGAAAAGAACGUGCCCCAGAUCUCUUCCCCCAAGUCUCGUUUAUCACCCCAGCAGCCUCCCCAGAUACCCUGUCAGGAUAUUUUUAGUGUUUCAAGGCCUGCAUCACCUGAAUCAGAAAAAGAUGAAAUCCACUUUUAG
Phaethon lepturus (White-tailed tropicbird) is the source of this 1278-nucleotide messenger RNA. RefSeq names its product potassium voltage-gated channel subfamily H member 5-like. The transcript has 3 exons. NCBI's taxonomy places the organism in Eukaryota, Metazoa, Chordata, Aves, Phaethontiformes, Phaethontidae. Gene Ontology annotation, molecular function: voltage-gated potassium channel activity. The coding region runs from base 1 to 1278 and encodes 425 amino acids. Gene Ontology annotation, biological process: potassium ion transport. Gene Ontology annotation, cellular component: membrane. The record is from RefSeq and is a predicted model, not a curated record.